This is a messenger RNA of Hevea brasiliensis (rubber tree), 1007 nucleotides long. Its product is annotated as sec-independent protein translocase protein TATA, chloroplastic. Gene Ontology annotation, biological process: protein transport by the Tat complex. Gene Ontology annotation, cellular component: membrane. The transcript is spliced from 2 exons. The coding region runs from base 153 to 749 and encodes 198 amino acids. Lineage: Eukaryota; Viridiplantae; Streptophyta; Magnoliopsida; Malpighiales; Euphorbiaceae. The record is from RefSeq and is a predicted model, not a curated record.
ACUCAAUUAGUUUCAAAAACAAAAAAACAUAGAACUCAUUUAUCUUAUUAUUUUUAAAAAUUUUUUGGUAAUCAAUUAUUAUUUUUUAAAAUUUGAUUCCCCAGAGUUUUUGUGUAAUUGAAUCAGAAAUGAUGAUAAGAAGCUGAUAUCCCAUGAGGCUUAAGGCACAUCAUAUGGGCAAAAAAUCCAGAACUCUCCACACCCACCACAUCCGCGCGCAUCUAUCUUCCUCGCUGCACGAAACAAACCAGGAUCUCCAUAGCCUAUUACCCCAAAAAAAUCAGUUACAGAACAGAACCAUGGAGAUUUCAUCUGUUACUCUCUCCUUCUCAAGACCCCCAAUUGCUCUCCCCUUCUCUUCUUCUCAUUCCACCUUCUUCAACACCACCACUCUUUCAAAUACAACUAAAAAGUCUAGCAAUAAUUCUCUGGUUCUAGCUAAAACCAGAAACAGAAGUUUGAGAACCAGAAAGGGUCUCACUUGCAAUGCUUUGUUUGGUCUCGGAGUGCCAGAGUUGGUUGUGAUUGCUGGAGUGGCUGCUCUGGUUUUUGGGCCCAAGAAACUGCCUGAAGUGGGGAAGAGUAUUGGGAAGACUGUCAAGAGCUUCCAACAGGCUGCAAAAGAGUUUGAGUCUGAGCUUAAGAAGGAGCCCGAUUCACUAUCGGAGAGCCCAGAAGAAAAACCUACAGCAGUCGGUGAAGAGAAGAAACAAGAUGUUGAAGUCUCAAGCUCAAAGGAGAGUGUAUGAGACUGUAGAAAUAUGCAGUUGAUGCAAUUUUCUUUUGUUAUGUAAUUCCCAUGCGUUUAGAUCAUAUUUUUCACGCAGCAUAGAUCAGUGAGAAAUCGGAAUUUGAACUGGUAAGAUGGUCAUAUGCUACAAUUGAACAAGUAGGCAGGAGUCUGAUAAACUUUAGUAGGGAAGUUAGCAAUUUUCCAUCUCGUUUCAAACAUGUUAUCUAUUAAGAAUUCUGCAAAUAUAUUGAACUGCUUGUUGCUUUGCAAGUCA